This is a messenger RNA of Camelina sativa (false flax), 849 nucleotides long. Its product is annotated as auxin-induced protein 6B-like. Gene Ontology annotation, biological process: response to auxin. NCBI's taxonomy places the organism in Eukaryota, Viridiplantae, Streptophyta, Magnoliopsida, Brassicales, Brassicaceae. The record is from RefSeq and is a predicted model, not a curated record.
CAUUCUCUCUGUUUCUUCUGUUCUCACACUCUCUCCGCACGAAAGAUUACACAACAAAGCUAAAAAGCUUGAGCAAUCGGAAAAAAUGGCUGGAGCAAUCGGGAAAUGCAGCAAGAUCCGUCACAUAGUGAAGCUGAGGCAGAUGCUCCGGCAAUGGCGAAGCAAGGCGAGAAUGUCGUCGUCUGUCAGACGAUGUGUACCGUCUGAUGUGCCGUCAGGACACGUAGCGGUCUACGUUGGGAGCAGUUGCAGGAGAUUUGUUGUGCGAGCGACGUAUCUGAACCAUCCGAUUCUCGUGAAUCUCUUGGUUAAGGCCGAAGAGGAGUUUGGUUUUGCUAACCAGGGUCCGUUGGUUAUCCCAUGUGAAGAAUCGGUUUUCGAGGAAUCAAUUCGGUUUAUAACCCGGUCAAGUCGGUUUACUUGUACCGAAGAUUUGAAGAAGAGCCGUCACGGUGGUGUUAGGAGCAAGCUGGAUCUGUUGAUGGAGUCUCGGCCGUUGCUUCAUGGCGUCUCCGAGAAGGCUUUCAUCUGGUGACUCGGAAGUGAGUCGUUUGAACCGGGUUCUGGUUAAGUGAUUCGGGUCCGCGGUAACGGAUAGGCAGGAGAUGGCCGUGAAAGGUGGGGUGAAUUAUUUCACCUGAGUCGUCCCGGUUCGAAUCCGAGUUAUUUAUUGAAUUAUUAUUGUUACCUCUCAUUAUUUAUUUUGUAAAAAUCGACCAUGACGAUAUGUAUUAGUGUUGUCGUUGUGUCAUUACCAAAACAAAUUAAUUUAUUUGUGGUCUUUACAUUUAUUUUUAUCAGUUUUACACACAAAUCUCAUUUGGUUAAUUCCUCUAUACUUUUACAGUU